CCAUUUCAAAAAGACGGUGUAUGGUAAUGACCACUACCUUUAUCUCUAUAGUUUACCUUUUUAAUCUUGUAUAUUCUAAUUGUUAAAUGUUAUUUACUUAUGACAUAAGCUACAGAUAAUUUAAUAAAUCUAAGCAACACUGAUAUAAUAAACUGUAGCUAAUAAAUAUAAGUGAUAAGAUUUGGGUGCUUGGGGUCCGUAAAACCAAGUGCAUCCAGCGGUUACAGAACUCAUUCUCAAAAUCGUCAUCGCUUAAAUAUAGCUCUCUGUAUUUUCGUCGUUUUAAAAAAUCUUUUCUUAUGAAAUUUGUGAUCGUUUGAAAAUAAUAGUUCGAUGUUUGGUCGUUCAAGAACAAAGAGAAAGUCAUAAACAUUGGUCUCAUAGCUGUUGGUACUCAUUUGUGAGAUGUAUCUGCAAUUUUUAGUGAACUGUUGUUUGCCUUGUGGUUCAAAUCGUGUACUCAUUGUUUCGACCACGGACAGUUUAAUGGAUUUUUUCUUGUCCAUUACUGUUUGACUACUUCACUUCAUUCUACUUUACAGAAAUAAUAACAACAGUGGAUUACACCAUACAAAAGGAGGCAGAAUAGAAAUAUGCAGGAAUAAAAACUUAUAAGCUUUUAUUGGAUUCACACGGGAACCUUUUAAUAUCUUUAUGAUCCAUCCGUCAGCAAUGAUUAAUUGCAAAUAAACCAACCAGCGCAUUUUAAUUCGGUCUUGGACUGAAUAUGGAAUUAUUAAGAUUCUGUCUUAUUCAAUAUAAUUCUGUCGAACUAUCCCAGUUGUACUCGACGUCGAUCAAAACCAAUACAUUUGUACUCUAGUCGAUGAUUUAGUAAAAACCAAUGUCAAGAUUGUAUAUAUGGCUUUUCAAAUGGAAACUAACUAACGAGAAACUUACGGUCCAGGAUUGUGUGCUAAUUGUCUUCAAACAUAGCAUCACGACCAUGGCCUCUAGCCUGACGGAGUGGCCUGGCUUGCCUGAUAUGAUAACUCAGUCUAAGUUAGUUGGAACAUUCCCUUGGGUUCUACAGUACCAUGCAGGUUGGUUGGUGGGCGGUAAGAUUAAAAGCAGCAAAAUUAUAAUCCAUAGUGAAGUGUUAUUGUCAGUUGUUCGGGGGUAUGGCUUCACUAUGGUGUUUCAAACAACCAGCAUCUGCAGUGAUGCUGUCUUCCUACUGAGGUAUGAGGAAGUAGAAUAGGUCGACCCUAAAAAUAGUAAACCUCAUCUUGAUCUGAAGUUUUCCAUCUUCGGUGGUAAGGUUUAAAAAGUACAGAUCUGAUACACUUAAAACUACUCACAAGAAAGGUCAUGUAUGAUUAGAUCUGAGCCGUUUGACCCUUCGGAUCUAUAGGCUUACUCCUAAGUGAUCAGGAUCACCCUUAACCCCAAGAAACAUCCUUCUGCGAUGUGAGCAACUAAAUAGUGAUAACCGCUCAUAUACCUCUACUAACAUUGGACUGGUCAAAUUCAGUGUGGGAUCACCUAGACUAGUGGUCGUAUUACAACUGAAUGAAUAGAACUCAGAAGGGGUUUUGUGGAGAUUUAGUAUUUUCCUAGUUGAAAGCGUGAGUCAAUUGAAGCUAGACCACCAAGGAAAACCUGGAAGCACUAGACUCAAUUAACAGUUGAAGUUAGGCACUAUAAAAUAGGCUAUUAUUGAGUGAUCAAUCCAUGUAGAAAUAUUCAAUUCACAUGAGCUCACUAUAAUUGUUGAAGAUAUCUAACCUAAUCCUUUCCAUAACCGCAUAGAUUUCACUUAUUCUAAAAUAUAAGAACGAUCUGCAAUUUAUCAUCUCUCUCUUUCGCAGUAAGAGUUUUCCCUCUCGAUAGAUUCAUUUCAAAUUUUCUUAUCAAAUGAACUGUAAUUUUAUUCAUUCAAGUUUGGCUUUGAAACGAUCCGGUCGUGUUCUACUAGCAGAUGAUAUGGGUUUGGGCAAAACUAUUCAGUCGUUAGCUAUUGCAUCAGCUUAUUAUUCUGAAUGGCCAUUAUUAAUUAUUACACCAUCAUCUGUUAGAUUUUCAUGGAGAGAUCAAAUUAUUCGUUGGCUUGGCAAACCACUUAAUUUAAAUUUAACACAUAUAACAGUUGUUAAUUCGGGUAAAGAUAUUAUGGAUGAUUGGGAUUCGUUUAAUUCAUCACCAAUCACUAUUAUUAGUUAUGAUUUAAUGAGUCGUUAUGGCAAAGAAUUAUUGAAACGGCGGUAUGGCGUUGUUAUUGCAGAUGAAUCUCAUUUCAUAAAAAAUAUUAAAGCUGCUAGGACUAAGGCUGCGACUCCAAUUCUUAAGUGGGCUAAAAGAGUUUUACUCUUAUCUGGAACACCUGCCAUGUCAAGACCGGCUGAGUUAUUUCCUCAGAUAUCUGCAAUUUCUCCAAAUCUUUUCCAAGGUGGAUUUCAUGAAUUUGGGCUACGAUAUUGUUCAGCCAAAGAAUGUCCUUGGGGAUGGGAUUAUUCAGGUUGUUCCAAUAUGACCGAACUACAAUUGGUCUUGGAAAAGUCAAUCAUGAUAAGACGGGUCAAAGCUGAUGUUUUAUCACAAUUACCGCCUAAACGUCGUGAAUUAGUUGUUCUAGAUCCAAGUAUAAUUAAAAAAGGAAGUCUGGGUAGACAUGCUAAGACAAUGUUAGCUGACAAAUUAUCCAGUAAAGAGAAACGCUCUGCUUUAUUCGAAUAUUUCCAUGAAACUGGUUCAGUGAAACUUCCAGCUAUAGAACAAUAUGUUUUAGAUUUAAUCGAAUGUGGCCACAAAUUCUUACUUUUCGCACAUCAUACAGAUGUCCUAGAUAGUCUCGAUAAAUUACUUUCAGAAAAGUCUAUACGUUUUAUUCGUAUUGAUGGUCGUACAAAUUCUGAACAGAGAUCUGUUGUUUGUCAAAUAUUUCAAAAAGAGGACGAUUGUCGUGUUGCAUUGCUUUCAAUUACUGCAGCUGGAACAGGUCUUCAUUUAACUGCGGCCAAUUUAGUUAUAUUUGCUGAAUUGUUUUGGAAUCCUGGUGCAUUAGUUCAGGCUGAAGAUAGAGCAUAUCGAAUUGGUCAAAUGGAUUCUGUGUUGAUACGUUAUUUAAUUGCAGAACAAACUGCAGAUGAUUUCAUUUGGCCUCUUGUGGAACGUAAACUCGAUGUAUUGUCCAAAGCUGGUUUAAAUCGAGAAACAUUUCGAAUGGCUGAUUCUACAACAAGACUUGGUUCUAAUACACUUGAACAACAAAAAAUUCUAGAUUGUUUCAAAAAAGAAUUGAAUGAUUUUGAAGAAUGGGAAAAUGUUGAUACUGUAACAUCAAUAAUCAAUGAACAAAGUAACAAUACUCAAUCUCGAAAUAAUAAGAAAAAUAACAAUAAUAAUGAUCAUCAGUAUAAGGUUGAAACUCAAAACAAUCCUUUAAUGAAUCAAAUUAAUCUAAAUCAACCAAAAAUGAUCAUUAGUUUAUUUAAAUCAAAAUCACAAUCAUCAGUGAUUAAUAAUACUACUCCUAAUAAAAAUAAUUCAAAAAAACGUCUUCUUGUUCCAUCAUCACCUGAAUCAAAUCAUUCAGAGAUAUUUUCAAAUGAACUCAAUAAUGAUAAUAUUGAUGAAGAUGAUUUAAUUUGGGUUGAUGAUGAUGAUGAUUUUGUUGAACAAAUUGAUGAAUCUGAUAUAACUGAUAAUAAUAUUGAAGAAUUUUCUGGAAAUGAUGAAUAUUUAUUAUCAGAAGCUGUUAAAAUUGCUGAAGCCGUUGAAGUUGAUUGGCUUACAGAAGGUCUUAUCAAAGAAGAUACAGAUGAUAUUGAAAUCAAUCUAUGAUAAUAAUACAAAUAGGUUAUAAUUUUGUAUAUAAUAUCCAAGAGUUGAUUAUUUUUAUAAAAAAAAAAGAUAAUAACAUGAUUUAUUUCUUGUGGCAAACAUUAUCUAUCAAACUUUACUAUUAUUCUCAUUCUCAUCAUUAUUUUGUUGUGAAACGUUUACUAUUUGUUAAAUACCAUAAACUGUAAAUACAUUGAGUGAUUGAAGCCU
This is a messenger RNA of Schistosoma rodhaini, 3993 nucleotides long. The record is from the annotation of a GenBank genome assembly. NCBI's taxonomy places the organism in Eukaryota, Metazoa, Platyhelminthes, Trematoda, Strigeidida, Schistosomatidae.